AACCGGCGAUUCCCGCUUGAAAUAUUUCUCGGGCCAAUCAGAAACUGUGAUGGUAAUCAAAUCACUAAAGCUGGAUAGAUAGACAACAAAGAUCAUCUCCUACAGAGCCGAUGAUGAUUGCAAGAUGUUACAAUGUGCUCUACAGAGUAACCGAACGAAGCUCAGGUCAUAAUUGCAGAGGAUAUCGUACUUUAGCUAUGGCAGUCGCUGGAGCACAGAUGCCACUAAGAAGUCAUCAAGUACCAACUGGCUCGCCAGUGCCGUAUGAUACCGAGAGGCUCACUACAAAGAUCAACAUGAACCAGAAGUUGUCAAAGAGCACUCGGCAAAGGUUACAGAAUAUAAGAAAGUUUAUAGACCCUCUUGAACUACAGGACGAGUUUCUACUCAUGACCCUGUACCCAUCUAAAACGCAUUCCAUCACAGUGAAACAAGACUCAGGUGAGACAGUCAACAUAGACAGCAAAUCUCUGGAGAUGCUGGGGUGGAGCUUGUACAACUUGGAAAGAACAAAGGCAACUUUGGAGGUUGGAGCUGAGAAUGCGUCUGAUGCACUAGAUAUCUUCUCUAGUGCAACACACAAGAAACUACAAAAACAAUCAACAUUGAGCAGGUUCCUCUCAGGCAAGGGAUACUCAGAUAGUGUGGUGACGUCUACAGGACAAUCAACUCCUUACAAAAUGGUUCAGAGCUCGUUAUUUAUACUGCUUGGAAUAAUCGCGUAUAAGUUUGGAAAAAAAUCAGCACAGGAAUUUCUACAACAAAAGGUGUUCUCAAGUAGAAGAAAUAUCUUUGAAAUAGCUGCAAAGUCUUGAGGCUUUAUGCACUAAUGAUGAUGACUAUCUAUG
Williopsis jadinii is the source of this 848-nucleotide messenger RNA. RefSeq lists its product as uncharacterized. The coding region runs from base 111 to 815 and encodes 234 amino acids. The transcript has a single exon. The record is from RefSeq and is a predicted model, not a curated record. Lineage: Eukaryota; Fungi; Ascomycota; Saccharomycetes; Phaffomycetales; Wickerhamomycetaceae.